CAACUUGCCGCCUACCUGGCAUCGCAGCUGUUUCUAUUCUUACUAUUCGUCUUGGUCGAGGUUAGGAUCGGGUUCGUACUUAGUCGCUUACUGGCCGUUAUUCUGGAUAUAGCGAAGACGACGACUUGGUUCCACGACUGUUUGCCGAGCCGAGCGAAUUUCUGUUUGCGAUACCUUUGGUUUAUUUACGCCGAAGCCAUUUCCCGCGUUAUUAGGACGAACACGAGGCCAGUAGUUUUCAAUCUUGUUUCCGUUUAAUUCAUCUGAUCCACCUGCCGGCGGGUCAUCGGUUACUGGCAUUGUAUCGAUUUAAACUCGUAGGGUGGGAGCUGGGACUUGUGUAUGCGGCUUAUACAGCCGGCAAAAGCUGCGACGGAUUGGAAAGAAGUGGUAUGUGGAUAUCUGAUCUGGGUUCUGCGCUGCCCAGAUUGUUUGUUUAAAUGAGUCAAUCUCAAAAUGGGCGGUAUAAUGGCCAACCACCGGCUAUGGAGGGAUCUGUUAAAAGAGCGAGGGAGAUGGCUAGAGCGAGAGAGUUAGCUGAUGCGAACGGGGCAAGGGGAAAGAUAUCACCAUUUCCAGAACCUGCAUCCAUGAGACGGCCUCAAGUACCUGCAGGACUACAACUUAGGGACGAACAAGGACAGAUAGGAAUGGCGAUAUCGAGACCGACACCGCUGUCCCAGUGGCCGCUCGCCGGGCCUGUCGCGGCACCAUCACCUAGUGAUUCAGAGCCAUACCGACCGCCACCUGGCAGAUCGCAACCACCCCAACGCCCUCCACGUCCUAGCAGAGUGCCGUCAAUUUUAGACAGUUCUCGUAUUCAGGAGUACACGCCUACCUUCCAGUACGCACCUCAGAACGCUGGAGCAUCGGAGCUGUCCGCACCCGAGACAAUGCAAAGCGAAUCGUUGAGACUGUCGACUAACUCGUCAGUCGGAACGAUUCCCGAUUUUCCAUUACCGGUGGCUGCGGAUUCGCUAACUCCGACAAGGAGAAGUGUAAAUCUAGGUCCGCCGCCAUCUUCAAGGAGAGGAGCCUCGUCGUUUUAUUCAACUGUAUCGUACGUUUCACCGAUACCAGAAGAGAGCCUGAGGACGCGAUCACGUACUUCUUAUGCGUCUAGCGCGGCGAUACCGGAUUCCUUCGAAAAUUUAUCGCCAGGAUACAGUCCGGGCGCGGUCUCUAUUAACGACACGAUAGCGGAGGAGUCUUUUAUUAGCGACGACGCGGAUGAAACUAGCCUAGUUAGGAGUGCGAGCAUUGGAAAGAGGGGAAAGCCGGCUCUGAUAACCACAGGAAGCUUUGAAAAGAGCGAUUCGAUGCUGAGACCUGGACCUACGCCGGUUCAGGGCGGUCCGUUCCGAGACGGUACUGGAUAUAUCGAGGCCUCGUCAAGCUCGUCAGGAAAUGUUUCCAGAGAGGCUGUCGGCACUGGCGUGACUACCGAUAACAUGCUGAAUGCUUUUGAAGGCGCUAGCGCCACAGACCCUUCAUCGAUACGGAAUGUUGGUCCAUCACCGAGGCCAUAUAAUAGUCUUUCCGCAAUUAGACGUCCACCACGUCUUGAUAUAGAUGCAGUAAGAGCGGCCGAGGCUAGAGGGAGCUUGACGAGCUUGCCGGAUCUAAUUCGACGGGCGACGAGGCUGGCAUCGCUGAUGGACAGAGGCCGUAGACCAGGGAGUCGUUUUAACGAUCUCGACUUUCCUGAGGAAGCCUAUGGCAAUGAUCCUGAGAAGGACUUUUAUUAUAAUAAUAACAAUAAGCACCAGUCUGGGCUGUCUGAUAUGCUAGCGGCAUUUCCGCCCCCGGCAACUCGAAGUGGAGUACGAAAAAGCAGACUCUCCGCUGCUUGGCCGUUGGGCCGAAUGUCGUUCCGCGGCCCGCCGGCAGCAACAGAACCGGGGGUCGACCCUGAACGGGGACCGCAGAAGAAGGGGCGCCGUUGCUGCGGGUUGCCUAUAUGGACUUUGUUUGCGCUGGCCUUCAUGUUAUUAUGCAUUGUAACCGCUGCGGUUAUUGUUCCUGUCAAAUUUCUCGUUCUUGACAAGCCGGUUGAAAAAAGUGUAGCGCAACCGGCUAUUUCAAACUGCGAGGCGCAGCUAACCUGUGCUAAUGGGGGCACAAAUGUGGUUGUGCAGGGUGUCUGUUCGUGUAUCUGUUCCAACGGUUUCACUGGGGCGGACUGUACAGUUCCUACUUCUCAGGGCUGUACUACAACAUCGAUCAUCAUGGAAGGCACCAAUAUCAAUAACGUCACUAUUGGCCAGGCAGUUCCCCGUCUUAUCAGAGAUGCACAGAGUAACUUCUCGAUUCCUCUAGUUGCCACGUUGAUACAGUCAAAAUUCAACAAAGAAAGUCUAUCCUGCAACACGGAAAAUGCGUUGGUAACCUUUAACGGACAAUCUUUUCGAACACAAGAGUCCUCGGCUGAGGUCUCUGACCUUAGUUCGAGCCCUCAUCUCGCGCAGGCUGCUAUAGCUGCCGAGGAUAUCGCCAUUACUCUAAGCGUUUUUCCGGAUAUUGAUAUCACAUUGACAGUUGAAAAUCCGGCAGGGACUGGCGCGUUCACUGGGAGUUUCGUGGUGACUACUCUAACUAAUCCGACUACAAUUUCUGGAUCUACUCUAUUUGCUACUACUAUAACACCUAGCAACUCCAAGCGAUCUUCACCUACGCCACAGCCUACGACAGCCUCGACAACAGCCUCGACAACAACCCCGACAACAACCCCGACAACAGCACCCGCCUCGACUACUACUACUACCACCUCAAGUAGUACAAGCUCGGCCCCCGUGCCAAGUUCAACUUUUACUGUUACGGAGGAGAUUGUCGACUUUGCGCGCGUGGCUGUGCUUUAUAUUUUCCAAGAGCAAGCAUUAUCCGAUGCAGUAACUGCCCAAUCCUCGGUCCAGAGCUUUUUCACUGACGUAGACGCCGGUCGAAAUACGUCUUCCCGCGUGAUGAUGGACCAAGGAUUGAAUGUCACUCUUGGCGGAGGAAACACAAUUGAUUUCGUGAACCUAUUUGUUGAUAUAGGCAGAGGACGAGUCGGAGGUCGCAAUAAUUAAUAUGUUUUGACCAAGGAAACUUAUGCGCCUACGUUUCGAAUGCUAUUCGAGCCGGUCGGGCAACAAUACCAAGCCGCUCGCUAAAUGAACAACGGGGGCGAGCUGACUUACAAU
Molecule: messenger RNA, 3182 nt
Organism: Daldinia decipiens
Lineage: Eukaryota; Fungi; Ascomycota; Sordariomycetes; Xylariales; Hypoxylaceae
Exons: 2
Coding region: 441-3068 (875 amino acids)
Source: RefSeq, a predicted model, not a curated record